CGCAGGCGCCCCGUGCCCCGCGUGUUGACAUGGGGAGGGGGCGCGGCCCCUGCCCGCCUCCCCGGCGGGAAUCCCCGCUCGGCACCGCCCCCGCGGGAAGGGGGGACACGCCGGGCCCGCCCCCGGCGCGGGUUGUGCGCGUGCUCGGCGGGAGCGCGGCCGGGAAUGGCGGCGGUUUUGGAGCUGCUGCUGCAGGAGGAGGUGCCGGUCAGCGCCGUGGUGCGGUGGCUCCAGCACGGCCCCGGCCACCGCCCGGCUGAGGAAAACCACAUCCAUGACAAGCUGGUAUCUCUUAGUUUGCUUCAGAAAGAUUUUGUGCCUUUUCUGCUAAAUUUUUUAAGGGAGCAGACCAGCCAGAUUCUGACUAAUGGACCCUCUACUCCUGCUAAAACACCUAAUUCCAAGGCCCAUGGGAACCAAAGGACAGGAUCAGAAAGGAGAGCAGGCCAUGCAACCAGCAGCCGAGUGCAGCUCUUUUCCCAAAGGACUUCAGUGACUACCUGCACCACAGAUACCAGCUUUUCUCCUGCUGCAGCAUCCGGCAGUUCCUCUUCCUUUUCUGGGUCAAACCUCUCUAGCCCUUGUGGUGAUUUCCCAAGCGUGGUGUCCAGUAGCAGCCCGAGCUUUGGGUACAGCCCUGUUCUUCACCACGGGGAGAAGCGGUCAUCUCAGAAGGCCAGCUUGGGGAGCUUCCUUACAGCCACGCCGGAAGCCCUGCCAGUGAGACGAGGCCGAAGGAAAGGAAACAGCUCAGUUGGUGCCUCUGGCCGGCAGGUAGCUCGGGAUCUGGGGCGUUCCCUUGCUGAAGAGGAAGAUGGAAAGAGUGACAGUGUAUUGUGGAGUGGAGGGAGAAGGAAGCGGAGUGAAGUGCCUCCUGAUUCUGCCAGAUCCCCAUCCAGCCAGCUAAACCUAAACAACUUGGAGGAGUUCCCACCCAUGGGUGCUGCCUCUGGCUGGACAAACAAAAGCAAACCAUCGAGGCGAAUCAACCCAACUCCUGUAAGUGCUGAGCGCCCCCUCUCAAAACCAAAGACGUGCUUCACUUCUACUCCUGUUAGUCAGUCUCCAGCUGCUCGGUUGUCAUCUGGGUCAAGCCUUGAGGCCUUUACCACUGUCCAAGAAGGAAACCUUACAUCUGUGAUAAGCAACAGCCUUCAAGAGGAGAGGGAGAUGCUGAAGAAAGAACGAUGCAAAUUGCUGCACCAGGCGUCUUCUCCUGCAGGCAUGUCUUUUGAUCCUGGUACUCCGACUAAGCCUAGCUACACUCGCAGUGCUAGCCUGCCUGCUGAAAGCCAUCUGGUCACCUGUGCAAAUCCUACUAAGGUUUCCUGCAAGAAGCAGCUGGAGUGUCUGGCGCAGCUCUAUUCAUCGUGUAUAGCAGAAAACCUGGUACCAAAUAUUUUUCUGGAGCUGUUCUUUGUUCUGCAACUAUUGACGUCUAAAGGCACUUCUACUGCAGAAGAUGGGGACAGUGACCUUGAAAUCAAUGAAAAUAGCAGAGAAGUGUCAGGGGGACAGCAUUUCCAAAGUGUGCACAACUGUGUUUAUUUUGCUGUUCGAGUCUUGGACUAUCAAUAUGAAAUUAUUUCCCAUUUAGAAAAGGGGAUUCUGAAGCUUUUGGCCGAAAAUGAACGGAUUGCAUCUUUUUCUCCCACCUUGCACAAGAGGCUCAGGCAGGCUUAUGAAAGCAGCACAGCCAAGGUGUCUCUCCUGUUGCCGUGCUCUGUACAGUCUGUUUCUUUCCAGCCAGAAACUGAUAAUCGCUCUAACUUUCCCAGUGACAGAGCAUUUCACAUAUUUAAGAAACAAAGGGACAUAUUUUAUGAACUUCUGCGUGAAUGGGAGGAUAACCAUGAGAAAAGUGGCUGGGACUUUGAAAGAGUUCUGGGCAACAAGAUCAGGGCCAUGAUGGCUCACCUAUCUGCAACCUGCAACCACAGCCAUUUUGCCCGGCUCUUUCAGAAACAGCUUAUCCAGAUGUGUAAAGGUCCUAUUGGUGGUGGCGCAAGCUGGGGAGACACACCAGACCAGGAUGUCCUUAAUAUGCUGGGUUCUGACAAUCUGAGCCGUCUGAAGAGGCUGCAGGAAAGAUUUGUUGUUCCUCAGAGCAUCAGAGGACCUUGUCCACCCCCUUCAUUCCCGGGGUGCCAGCAAUUCUUCAGGGACUUCAUCCUCAGCGCAGGAAGUUACCAGUUCAAUCAGCACCUGAUGGAUAGUCUGUGCCUGAAGAUACUUGAACUGAAUGGCCUUACUCUGGUGGAGCAUGAGCACAGUGAUGGGGAAGCAGAUAUGGAUGAACAGGAUGAAAAGAAGCGCUUCACUGUGGUCCUGUUAAGUCUGCGACUCCUCGCCAAGUUCCUGGGGUUUCUUGUUUUCUUGCCAUAUCGCACUGUGGAGCAGCCAACUAGAGACUUGCAAGAUUCUGCAUUAGCAUUAAGAAACCAAACCCUGCCUAUACUGGAUAUAUUGAAGCUUCUGAGACAAUCUGUUCGGGAUCAACGUUCUAUCCUUACUAUUCCUUGGAUUGUGGAGUACCUUUCUCUUGUGGAUCAUAUUGCUCCUUUCCUGGAUUACUACAGGAAAGUAUUUGGUCUCUUGCUGCAGGUAUACAGGUUAAUGGUCCUUUCUGAAGACAAGAAGAUGAGUUUCCUGAACAAGCUGCUGAUCCUUGCAGUUCUGGGUUGGCUCUUUCAGGUUCCAUCAGUCCCUGAAGAGUUGUUUUUUACCACUGACAACAGGCAGGAGAGAUUUAUGAUGGAUACUGUGACAUCUGCUCAGGCUUUGGACUCUGUACCCUUGGUGGAUCAGCAGUUACUUUAUACCUGCUGUCCCUAUCUUGGUGAGCUGCGUAAACUACUUGCCUCUUUUGUGGCUGGUAGUGGAGCAAAAAAUGGUGGCUUUAUAAGAAAAAUCACUCCCACAGCUGCAGAGUCUUUAGCACCCAAGGCUUCUGUCACACAGCGGAAACUGCAGGUGGAGUUGGAACAGGCCUUCUUCCACAACCAGCCUUCUUCCCUACGGAGAACAGUUGAAUUUGUGGCAGAGAGGGUGGGAUCCAACUGUGUUAAGCACAUUAAGGCAACACUGGUAGCAGAGUUGGUUCAAAGGGCUGAAGCCAUGUUGCAAGAUAAAGUGAAGGAGGAUGCUGCUAGUCAUGACAAACUUCUUGAAGAGGUGUGCACUCAUCUUUGUGAGGAAGGGGCCGAGGCACUCAUCAAAGGCAGAGAAUUUUGCAAAAAGAAAGGUCCUGAGGCAGUAAGGGUGUUGUUGCCAGAAGAGACAUCUGCAGCAGUUUUAAGUAGUGCAGAAAACAUUGCUGUGGAACUGGCUACUGAAAAAGCCUGUGGCUGGCUCUCUGCCAACAUUGCAGCACUCAUCAAAAGAGAAGUGAAGGCAACCUUCAACAGAAUGCUUAAAGUCCCAGGAUUUCCCUUGCCCAGUGAGGAUACUCUGGAGUUGAGAAGGGACUGCCCUCCAGGCUGUCAGCACUGUGCUCCAUUUCCCUCUCAAGUCAUCAAUGAGAUUAAGGAUGUGCUCUGUGUUGCUGUGGGCCCACGGGAUGAGGGUGAAGUGAUUGACUAUGUCUGGUUGGAGUGCUUGCUAGGAAGAUUGAGUCAGACACUUCAAUGCAGAAAGUUCAUGUGUCCCACAUCAGAACAGCAGCUGGCAAAGUGCUCUGUUGAGUUGGCUUCUUUGCUGGUUUCAGAUCGUGUUCCUCUGAGUCUUGAAAUCAAAUCCCCAAAGAAGAGCCCCGAGAGGCUGCGUGUAAAGAAUGAUCCCACCUAUGGCCUUCUAAAACUGCUGCUCUCUGUCUGGAAGGAGGACUUUGGGACACCUGUUCCUGUGCAGCUGAUCUUCAGCAAGAAGAACGUUAGUUACCUUGCAGAAGUUAAGCUGCGAGAGUGGGAUUUGUUCCUUUUCUUGCUUCAUGGUCUUGUAGAACAUGAACUAAUGAGAACUAGUGAAAUAGAGAAUUGCCUGCAUAGCCUUGAAGAGCUCCCUUGGCCCUCAGAUUUCUUAAAAGACCUGAAAAUGCUGUCCAGAGUAUUUGUAUCAGAACAUCAUACAAAGGAGCUCAGGACUAACCCUUGUGAGCUGACCAGACGAUCUCUAGGUACUGUGACCGCACAAAGUUAGCAGAGGUGGACUCUGUGGGCAGAAAUUACUAAUGAAGACGCAAAUGGGAUUUUUAGCAUUUCUGAAUGGAUUGGGAGCUCUCUGUUGGGAGCAUACUGCAGAUAAGGGGUCACUUUGUGCAAAACCUGCACUGUUCGUGGACAUUUGCUGUGGUGACUAUGCUGAAGGAUUUACAUCAGCAAAUGGAUCUCCAAGUCAAAAGUCCUUUAAGCACCUUGAUUAUGGCUCAGAGCAGCUGUUCUU
Pipra filicauda (Wire-tailed manakin) is the source of this 4380-nucleotide messenger RNA. It is a transcript of the gene CDAN1, whose product is annotated as codanin 1. NCBI's taxonomy places the organism in Eukaryota, Metazoa, Chordata, Aves, Passeriformes, Pipridae. The record is from RefSeq and is a predicted model, not a curated record. The coding region runs from base 166 to 4137 and encodes 1323 amino acids. Gene Ontology annotation, biological process: chromatin organization. The transcript is spliced from 28 exons. Gene Ontology annotation, cellular component: nucleus.